Molecule: messenger RNA, 2178 nt
Organism: Erinaceus europaeus (western European hedgehog)
Lineage: Eukaryota; Metazoa; Chordata; Mammalia; Eulipotyphla; Erinaceidae
Gene: TCF19
Product: transcription factor 19
Biological process (GO): regulation of gene expression
Cellular component (GO): nucleus
Molecular function (GO): protein binding
Source: RefSeq, a predicted model, not a curated record
AUUUCAAAGGCGGGGUCAUCGCUGCCCGCGCUCGGAGGCCUUGCCCCUGCUGGCGGGGCUUCUUUGAAUACCUCGCUGUCAAACAGCCUCGGGAGCUGCCCAAGACUGAGGGGUCCCAGGAUCGCCUGUAUCUGGAGAGGACACCAAUCCAGCACACCACUGCCUGAUAGAUCCGGAACUGGGCAGGGACGGGGAGGAAAAGUCUGGAUUGAAAGCUCCCGGAAUAUUUUGCGGCUAGAGGGUCCGACUCAUUUAAGGGCACCAUAGUACAAGUUCGUUUUUGCACUGCACUGGGACCUUCCCCAGGGUUUUGAUUUGCCAACCUUUCCGAUAAUCACUACUUUUGCAUCGUUUGUUUAGGCUCCAUGGACUCUGAAUUUGCAUUCACGGGGUAUGUUCAAAGUUAAAAUUGUCCAAAGCACAGCUCAAGUUUGUAUCGGAUGGGAACUGAGACCACCGUGCAUGGCUUAGGAGAGGGAAAGGUGAUGGACAAGUAAAGUGGAAGUAGUGUGGAGGGGGCACCGCCCAUGCUGCCCUGCUUCCAGCUGUUGCGUAUAGGGGGCGGUAAGGGCGGAGAUCUCUACACUUUCCAUGCCCCAAACGGAGCCGGCUGCACCUACCGCUUGGGCUGCAGGGUUGACCUGUGUGAUGUGGCCCUGCUGCCCCAACGGGAGCCUGGUGCCAUCUCAGGAAUCCACGCAGAGCUACACGCCGAGCGCAGGGGUGAUGACUGGAAGGUCAGCCUGGAGGAUCUUAGCAGCCAAGGAACUUUAGUCAAUAAUGUCCGACUCCCAAGGGGUCACAAACUGGAGCUGAGUGAUGGUGACCUUCUAACCUUUGGCCCUGAAGUCCCCCCAGGAAGCAGUCCCUCUGAGUUCUACUUCAUGUUUCAGCAAGUCAAGCCUCAAGAUUUUGCUGCCAUCACCAUCCCUCGGUCUAGGGGAGAAGAGGGAAUCAAGGCUGGUUUCCAGCCCAUGUUGCCCCCCCAGGGGGCUCCACAACGCCCCCUUAGCACCCUAUCCCCUGCUCCAAAAGCCACACUUAUCCUCAACUCCAUUGGCAGCCUCAGUAAGCUGCAGCCUCAGCCCCUCACCUUCUCUCGAGGUGGGAGUGGAUCACAGAGACAGCCUGUCCCCACUCCCCCUGGGGAUGUGGAGAGCACCCCUUCUGCCCCGCCCCCAAGGAGUCGGAGGAAAUCAGUUCACCGAGUGUUGCCAGAACUAGAUGAUGAGAAAGAGGUUUCAGAAAACCCCUUCCUUGUCCUUGCAGAACCCAGAAAGAGACCCCGUGUAGAGAAAGCCCCACUAACACCCAGUGGAAACUGACGUGGCAGUCCUUGGAAGCACCCAGUGAGCACCCCAAUGGCUCUCCCUGAAGUUGGAGUUGGGGAGCCCUGUACAGCCCCUUGUUGCUACCUACCAGAGGAGACAGUGGCCUGGGUUCAGUGUGAUGGUUGUGAUGUCUGGUUCCACGUACCCUGUGUUGGUUGCAGUGUGCAAGCUGUCAGGGAAGCCAACUUCCAGUGCCCAGGGUGUCAUGUUGACAUUCACACCUAAAGCUCUAGUGCCAAGGCACUAGAAGACAAAGCUAGAACCGCCAGACCCUGAAGUGCCAGUGGGUCUUGAUACCCCCCUUCUUCCUUUGACACCAUCAGGAGGGAAUGACUGCAGGCAAAGGUCUUGCUAUGGAGAUGACCAGGGUGAUGGAAGAGAUAAUUUCCCGCCAAAGAUAAUGUUGCUGCCAAGAAGUUGCCAGUGAACUGGAAAUUACCAGUUACCAAGUUAUUUUGGACACUGUAAUCUGUGAGCAGAGCACCCAUCAGUGUAGACUAUGCUUGACAAAAGAUUUUAAGUCCCAGCAACCCAGGAGGUAGUACAAUGAAUAGAGAGCACUUGUAAACUUGAGGCCUCCAGUAUUACAUGUGCCAGUUAAUGCUCUAGCUUUCAUUAAUAAAUCCUUUUGAAAAAAUGUUAAGACCAGGAUAAAACAAGCCCUCAAUGUUGAAAUUGUCACGUAUGGCUUUUUUUUUUUUUUUUUUUUUUUUUUUUUUUUUUUUAAGAUUUAGGUCACAGAACUUCCUUACUUGGUGGGUAGUCCUGUUGACAAUAACUGUAACCUGGUUUCUCAGAGCUUUGCUUACUUAUAUCCAAAUAAAUGAGAUUUUAUUUACCCUAAGUA